AAGUCCGGCUGGGGACCCACGGCGGGGCGCUGGGAGGAAGCGCAGAGUCGGUCCGGGCCCUGGAAAUGGUCCCUGGGGCCGCGGGCUGGUGUUGUCUCGUGCUCUGGUUCCCCGCGUGCGUCGCGGCCCACGGCUUACGCAUCCAUGACUAUUUGUACUUCCAAGUGCUGAGUCCUGGGGAUAUUCGAUACAUCUUCACAGCCACUCCUGCUAAGGACUUUGGAGGUAUCUUUCACACAAGGUAUGAGCAGAUCCACCUUGUCCCUGCCGAACCCCCAGAGGCCUGCGGGGAACUCAGCAACGGUUUCUUCAUCCAGGACCAAAUCGCUCUGGUGGAGAGGGGGGGCUGCUCCUUCCUGUCCAAGACCCGGGUGGUACAGGAGCAUGGCGGGCGGGCAGUGAUCAUCUCGGACAAUGCAGUUGACAAUGACAGCUUCUACGUGGAAAUGAUCCAGGACAGUACCCAGCGCACAGCUGACAUCCCAGCCCUCUUCCUGCUCGGCCGAGAUGGCUACAUGAUCCGCCGCUCUCUGGAACAGCAUGGGCUGCCAUGGGCCAUCAUUUCCAUCCCAGUCAAUGUCACCAGCAUUCCUACCUUUGAGCUGCUGCAGCCCCCGUGGACCUUCUGGUAG
Molecule: messenger RNA, 632 nt
Organism: Chrysochloris asiatica (Cape golden mole)
Lineage: Eukaryota; Metazoa; Chordata; Mammalia; Afrosoricida; Chrysochloridae
Gene: PRADC1
Product: protease-associated domain containing 1
Exons: 5
Coding region: 66-632 (188 amino acids)
Source: RefSeq, a predicted model, not a curated record